Messenger RNA from Protopterus annectens (West African lungfish), 2503 nucleotides. It is a transcript of the gene MAEL, whose product is annotated as maelstrom spermatogenic transposon silencer. Gene Ontology annotation, biological process: male meiotic nuclear division; negative regulation of DNA-templated transcription; spermatogenesis. Lineage: Eukaryota; Metazoa; Chordata; Ceratodontiformes; Protopteridae. Gene Ontology annotation, molecular function: sequence-specific DNA binding. Gene Ontology annotation, cellular component: P granule; nucleus. The transcript has 12 exons. The record is from RefSeq and is a predicted model, not a curated record. Bases 520 to 1713 code for a protein of 397 amino acids.
AAGGUGUCAUUGUAGCAACUAAACGCCAGUAACUGUGAAUAUCCCUCAGUGAGAUGGGCCAACAUAGUGUGGUACAGGUGCUUGUAAUAAUGUAAUUGAAUUGCAGUCACAGUUCGGUCUAUGCAUUCUACUCUAAAACUCUAUUGCACUAAGUAAAAGGUUCCUUAGGAGUGGUGCUUGGGGCAGGGUAUGACUGGAGGUGCUGUGGGCCCCACACCUGAAUUUUGCUGGGGCAACCAAAAUACAAACACCGGUCCCCGGCCUACCCGCCAAAAGAAAAAUUAAAAGACGGUGGACAGUGGAACAUAACAAGCAAUACACAUAUCACGUGGUCUAACCAGACGAAAGUCUAAGCAGCAAAAAUUUCCACGUGUUUAAUUACGACGGUGCAAGAAGGUGCUUCAACUCGAGUUCUAAGCGUACAAGUAGCAACACGAGUUGGAGAUUUUUUUGUGUGUUGAACGUCAAAGGUUGGAAAAGCUAGCCUCUCAGUACUAUUUAGUCUUGAAAAUAAAUAUAAUGCCUAAUAAAAAGGCUGUUCGGAACGCCUAUUAUUUUUUCGUGUUGGAAAAGGUACCCGAGUUACAGGCCAAAGGUUUCAAUGUGAAGAACAUUAAAGACGCGAUACCUUUAUGUUCCGGUGAUUGGGCGUUGCUGACCAUUGAAGAGAAAAUGAAAUAUGGAGAAAUGGCGCAGAAGUGGAAGGAAGAUCAUUCAUCUGCCUGUGAGAGUGAACCUAAACAGACAUUGAAAUCUACCAUGCCUGUCGUGAAGAAUGUGCCAGAUGCUGUUGAGCCACAGGUCACUGCAAUGCCAUGGCCAAAUAAUCAGGCUGUACUUGGCAACAUCGUCUACAUCAUUGAAGUUUUCAGUCUUGGUGAAAUGCCUCCUGCAUGUGGUCAGCGGUUCUUACCUUGUGAAAUUGCGUGUGUGAAGUAUUGUUUACAGGAUGGCAUUCUUGGAGAGUUUCAUUGUUUUCCUGACCCAGGAGAAAUACCAUGUGGUUUUCGAUAUCACUGUCAGGCUGGAAGUGAAGCAAGCCACAAAAUUCCAGUUUCUGGUUUUGAACUUGCAGAUGACAACUAUCAUAAAAUCUUCAAAAACCUUUGUGAAUUUGUUGGCAUAUCCUCAGGCAGCUUUGUGCCAGUCUACUGCAAGAAAGAAGAUUGGUACAGAGUGAACUGGUGUUUGAACUGGUUAGCCAGGAAAGCAGGAAGGAUAUGCAGACUACUGGUGUGUGAGCUGGAGGAUUUAGUAGUGAAGGUGUACAAGUAUAGACUUAAAGAAGAGCCAUCUGUAACCCUUGUUCGAAGUAUGUUGGAGGUCUUCCAGUGGGACUACACCAGAAAUACAAGGUGUAAGUGGCAUGAAGAAAAUGAUAUUGUGGACUGUGCAUUAGCUGUUUGCAAAAAGUACACGUAUUGUGUUAGUGAAGCACUCGCACCAAUUUACGGUUUUCCACUCACUCCAGCACAUAUUCCCGAAUGGGGUGAGAAGUGUGGAACCAUUAUAAACCCAAAAGUUGUGGUUAUGGAUGCUGGACGUUUCAUGAAGUCCAAGAGCUUAAAUACAGUAGAGGACAAGGGCUCAGCCGGUUUGAAUGCAGAAGCCAGUGCUGCUGGAGGUGAACAGUCUUUAUUUCCUAGUGGUGUAAUACCAGGUGUUUUAUCUGCUGUUCGUGGACGAGGUAUUACCCGUAGAAUUCCUUUCUGAAAACUAGCAUUUCCUGCUUAAUCUUCCCAACCUGCCUUAGUUGCAAGCAGCACUUUGUGUACAAAUUCCAGUGGACAAAGAAAAAACACCUGUAAGAGUUGAUAGGGAAGAUAGUAUGUAGAGUUUUGUUUUUAGGGGUCUAAUCAGUUUAGUCAUUGGAUUUGCCAUGUUAUACUGUUUUGUUCUGGUUCCUACAAUUUAAUAUGCAAAUUUUAAACGGUACUUCAAUGUGUGUGACAUUUAAUUUAGAAAAUACUAUACCGUUAAUUUGUAAGAAAAACUGCAGCUUACAAGUUAAUCCUGAACACCCUAGUUUUUUUUUUCAAAUGGUAAAACAAGUGUUAAAAGGUCCAUUGCAUUUUCUUUUGUGAUUAAUACAUCAUUUACAUUGCACUACAUUAAACAAUUCUUGUCCAAGAAAAAGUUAUAAAAUAGUUUAAAUUUUGAUUUGCAUUUUAGCUUGUACUUGUUUUACUAAUGCAUUAAUUACAUUGAUUCCUUACCAGAAAUAAUUGGAGAAAUGAAUGUUUUAAUAUCUUAUUUUCUGAAGAGGGAGCAUGUUUUUUGUGCAUGUAUGCAUCUCUUGCUCGAACAUAUUGCUUGUAUUAAUUGACAUGAUUAUGCAAAUACUGCCAUCCUCAAGAAGCUACUUUUCUUUUGUCAUUCAAAUCACGAUCCUGGAUUUUAUAGCAUCAACGUUUUACUAUAUGUGAUGCUCUGAAGUAACUGUUUCCAUCAGUACAUAGAAGCAGAUGUGUUUAAGGGACUAAUAAAUGUAAGCUGAAGUACA